This is a messenger RNA of Closterium sp. Yama58-4, 2736 nucleotides long. Lineage: Eukaryota; Viridiplantae; Streptophyta; Zygnematophyceae; Desmidiales; Closteriaceae. The record is from the annotation of a GenBank genome assembly.
AUGGACGAGACCAUGAACGCUCUCCCCCAAGACAUGGGCAACGCGCUUGCCGAACUCAUGCGCCAACUCGAGCAACUGACGCUGGAAAAUCGUCAGGUACGGGCCGAAAUGCAACAACUUCGUAAUUUGGCUUCUAACCCCCAUGGCCUUGCCGCACCAACUCCUGCACCCACCACGUCGACUGGCGCGGAAGCGCUGCCGGAACGUCGAAGCGCGCUCAAGCCGCAGAAGCCCGAGUCGUUCGACCCGAGCCAACGCGACGCGAACGUGCGGACGUGGCUCUUCAUGCUCAACAACUACUUCGCCGCGAGCGGGGUGCAAGAGGCGGACGCGCAGCAGCGGAUCGAGUAUGCCGUGACGCUGUUGAGGGGGCCGGCCUUGGAGUGGUGGCGCCAACUUACGCAGACUGCUGUUAGAAGGGCUCAGACGGACGGGCAUCAACAGGGCGUGGGGCAUGCAGCUGCAACUUCGAGCUUAGGGAGUUUAGCUUUGGGUGUUACCACGGUUCCGACGACAUGGGAAGGAUUUGAAGCGGCGCUGAAAAGUAGGUUCGAUUUGGUGAACGCCUCCGAAGCUGCUAGGAAGCGUCUGCGUCAUUUCCGACAGAUAGGAAACGUCCAGGAGUACACACGACGGUUCUUGAGCAUCUGCAACGAGAUAGACGACAUCACGGAAGCAGAGAUGCGCGAUCGCUACCUCGAAGGGUUGAAGCCGGACAUAGCGGAGGUCAUAGCGAUUCACGGGUUGUCCACCUUCGAGUCAGUUGUCGCAGCAGCAGAACGCGUCGACGCAGUACGAAGCCGACGGGGUCGUGACGAUCGCGAUAGGGGAUACAACAGACCGAUCAACGACGCUCGAUCGAGGGACGGACCAUCGCCCAUGGAGAUUGGUGCAUCUACCGACGUAGAGGAGACAGCUCUGGAGCAGUCAUCUACGGAGAACGGGGUAGACACUGUUGAUCGUCCCAUCGUGCUUCUAGGGAAGCUUCGCGGAGUUCCUGUUAAGAUUCUCGUCGAUAGCGGAGCUAGCCACUCGUUCGUUUCCUCUUCGCUAGUUAGUCGUCUCCAUCUUGAAGCAGAUUCGGCAGUCAACUUCAAGGAUGCUCGCAUGGUAGAUGGGACGCCACUCCACAUAGGACCGAUCAUUCGCAAGUUGCGCGUAGUGCUAGGACCGAUCACAGUUAGGCGUGAUUUCGACUCUGCGACGCUGGACGGAUACGAUUUCAUCUUCGGGAGAGAUUGGCUACGCACGGUUAGUACUCAGUUCGAUUGGGCUCAGGGAAGCUGCAGUGUCAAGGUAGACGGGGAGUUCCGGGAGCUGCCACAGUGGAGCGAUGGGGCCACAUCAUCCACAGCUAUCAUUAAUGCUGUUCGUGUGCGACAGUUAGUGAAGCGUGCGGCACGGAUCUUCGCGGUUUUCCUUGAGGAGGUGGAAGCUGAGGAGGGGAAAGGAGGGAGUGCAGCAGUUAGUGAGAAGGCGACUCUUCCUGCUGAGGUGAGUGCACUGUUAGCAGAGUUCGCAGACGUCUUCCCCGACAAAUUGCCCCCAGGGUUACCUCCCAGCCGAGCAGUAGACCAUCGAAUAGAGUUGGAGCCGGGGAGCAGGCCAGUAGCGAAGCCGCAGUGGAGGUUGAGUCCAGCAGAGACAGAGGAGAUGACGCAGCAGGUUAGGCACUUCCUAGCACAGGGGUUCACUCAGCCAUCUAGAUCGCCAUGGGCCGCACCGAUCCUGUUCGCGCCUAAGAAAGACGGAGGGUUACGGAUGUGCAUAGAUUACCGCGCACUGAACGCCGCCACCGUCAAGAAUAGAUUCCCGGUGCCGAGAGUAGAGGAUCUUCUCGAUGCAGUGCAGGGCGCUAGAGUCUUCUCCAAGAUCGACCUUCGUUCGGGUUACCACCAGAUUCGCGUAGUUCCAGAGGACCAGCACAAGACGGCGUUUCGUACGAAGCAGGGGUUGUACGAGUUUAGGGUUCUACCGUUCGGUUUGACCAACGCCCCAGCGACGUUUCAGACGCUCAUGAACACCGUCCUCUCAGAGUUCCUAGGUUCGUUCGUUGUCGUUUACCUAGACGACAUCCUGAUCUUCUCCAAGUCGAAAGAGGAGCACGUGCAGCACUUGCAGAGGGUCUUUGAGGUCUUGCGGAGGGAGAAGCUGUACGCGAAGCAAUCGAAGUGCGGGUUCUUCCUCCCUGAGGUCGAGUUUCUAGGUCACGUCGUUUCCGCUAGUGGCAUUAGGACCGACCCGAAGAAGAUCGCAGCAGUACAGGAUUGGGUAGCACCGACCUCAGUCAAGGAGUUGCAGAGCUUCCUCGGUUUCGCGAAUUACUACCGUCGUUUCGUUCAGGGUUACGCUUCCAUCGCUAGUCCACUCACCGACCUACUUCGGAAGGGCGUAGAGUACGUUUGGGGUCCAGCGCAGCAGCAGGCGUUCGAGCAGAUGAAGCAGUCGCUCACGUCUUCACCGACACUGUCGUACCCCGAUCCCACUCGCCCGUACGUUGUAGUGACCGACGCUUCAGAUCAGGCCAUAGGUGCAGUGCUUCUUCAGGACCAGGGACGCGGGUUGCAACCGAUCGCGUACGAGUCGCAUAAGCUUAGGGGAGCAGAGCUGAACUAUCCGAUUCACGACAAGGAGGCGCUCGCGAUCAUCCAUGCGUAUAAGGUGUGGAGGUGCUACCUAGAGGGGGCAGAUAGUGUUAUACGCACGGUCCACCACCCGACCGCCCUUGGCAGGUAG